AGAGAGAAAUUUAAUAUACAAAUGGCGUCGAAAGCUUUCUUGAUUGCAGUAGCUAUGGCUGCUACAAUUGUCGCUCCAACAAUGGCAAAGGAAAUAUUGGUUGGAGGUGCAGAUGGUUGGAGAUUGGGCAUUAAUUAUCAGGCCUGGGCUGAUGGAAUUGAAUUUGACGUUGGAGAUACCUUGGUGUUUAACUACGUGGCUGGAAACCACAAUGUCAUCAAAGUAAAUGGGACCGACUUCCAACUUUGCGCGGCGCCGCUCGGCGCUGCACCUUUAACCUCCGGUCAUGAUGUGAUCCUCCUCGCCACUCCCGGAAGGAAAUGGUACAUUUGUGGCGUUGCCAAUCAUUGCCAGGCUGGACCAAUGAAGUUUGCCAUUACUGUCCAGGUCCAGGGAGGUAGAUCUCCUCCAUCUGCAUCUGCUCCAGGAUCUCCUCCAUCUGCAUCUGCUCCAGGAUCUCCUUCAUCUGCAUCUGCUCCAAGUCCUGCCUCCCCAUGUUCUUGAAAUUCUGGAAUUGCUUCCUCAAAAUAUUCCUAGCUUGUGUUCUAUGGGACACACCCUUUGAUGUCGAACAUCAUCCAUUACGGAUGAGGGGCUUAUAGGAUAUUGUCAAUAAAGUUGCCCAAGAAGUCAUUUGGAUUUCUUAGUUGUGGAGGGGUAACCGUCGUGGUCUUAGAUUGUUAUUACAUUUUCUAGUUGUAUUUGUGUUCAAGUUUUAAAUUACUACUACAAUAAUCGGACGAGUUGUUGGAGCAGCUUCCUUAAUUGUUCUUUAAUCAUAUUUAGUA
This is a messenger RNA of Coffea arabica (coffee), 788 nucleotides long. Its product is annotated as blue copper protein. Gene Ontology annotation, molecular function: electron transfer activity. The record is from RefSeq and is a predicted model, not a curated record. Gene Ontology annotation, cellular component: plasma membrane. Lineage: Eukaryota; Viridiplantae; Streptophyta; Magnoliopsida; Gentianales; Rubiaceae.